Xyrauchen texanus (razorback sucker) is the source of this 7425-nucleotide messenger RNA. It is a transcript of the gene pamr1b, whose product is annotated as peptidase domain containing associated with muscle regeneration 1b. Gene Ontology annotation, molecular function: serine-type endopeptidase activity. NCBI's taxonomy places the organism in Eukaryota, Metazoa, Chordata, Actinopteri, Cypriniformes, Catostomidae. The transcript is spliced from 14 exons. Gene Ontology annotation, biological process: proteolysis. The record is from RefSeq and is a predicted model, not a curated record. The coding region runs from base 203 to 3676 and encodes 1157 amino acids.
CUGCUGACAGUUUACAGGGCUGAAGAAAUAAAAGAGGACUGAGACACCGAGAGACAUUGAGGGAGUCUGUCAGUGGGAGAAAGAGCAAGGGUGAGAGAGAGAAAGAGAGAGAGAGAAAAUGGGUGAGGAGGGAGGGAAGUCAAAGGAGAAGUGAUGUCAAAGCAACUGAGCUCAGUGAGUAAACAGAGCUUGAGACUACAGCAUGUGUUUAUCUGGAAAGCUGCAGGGGCACAGGCAGUGCACAUCGCCCCGCAGCUCACAGCCCUGCAUCACCCACCUCAUCAUCUUCCUCUUGCUGGCCCAGGGGACAGCCUGGCCAUAUGAUUACAGAUUCCUGUAUAACUACUGUCCAGGGCCAGAGUGGAGUGUGAUGUGCAGAGGAUGCUGUGAAUAUGAUGUCAUCCACUGUAAAUGUCCUCUUCAAGGGACUCCAGUGGGCUACGCUGUGCCAUGCUGCCGUAAUGCUGUAAAUGAGUGUGAUGCCUGCAUCAUACACCCUGGCUGCAGCAUAUUUGAGAACUGCAAGCGCUGUAAUAAUGGCACAUGGGGCCCAAGGGACAAUUUCUUUGUAAAAGGGCAGUACUGUGCAGAGUGUCGCCCUGGAUGGUCCGGUGGGGAUUGUUUAACAUGUGGAGGGGUGAUUUAUAAGAGACAGGGUCACCUGGUACUGGAGAGUUACCCGACAAAUUCCCGCUGUGAGUGGACGCUGAGGGUGGACCGGCCUUUCGCCAUUGAUCUGAGGUUCAUGAUGCUCAGUGUGGAGUUUGACCACAGCUGUCAGUAUGACUACGUUGAAGUGAGGGAUGGAGACAGCAUGAACUCACGUGUGAUUGGCCGUUAUUGUGGAAACGAGCGGCCUCCUCCAAUCAAAAGCACUGGCAAUUCCCUGCAUAUUCUGUUCAUCUCUGAUGGCUACAAGAACUUUGAUGGGUUUUUCGCCACCUUCCAGGAGAGCUCAGCAUGCACAUCCUCUCCAUGUUUGCAUGAUGGCACCUGCAUCGUCGACGACUCUAGCUCCUUCAACUGUGCCUGUCUGGCUGGAUACACCGGCAAGAGAUGUGAACAUGUGUUUGAGUGCAGAAGGCCUUUGAUUCCAGCCCAUGGCACCACAGAGCAUUUGGAUGUAGGGGUGGGAGGUUAUGCUCUGUUCCAUUGUGACCCUGGAUACACACUAAAGGGCUUCCAGAUGACCACUUGCCUGUCGGAUGGGACAUGGAGUACACCAACUCCACAGUGUGUGCCUGAACAAAGCUGUGGUAUUCCUCCAAAGCCAGAGCAUGGUGAUCACUUCCUUGUCUAUGGACCAAAUGAUGUACUUAUUGCUAUACAGUAUUUGUGCUACAAGCCAUACAAACUUAAUGGAAACCCUCAAAGAACCUGCUUGGGCAACAACACUUGGAGUGGGAUGGCACCUACCUGUGUCAAAGGGCUGAAAAAAAUAUCUACACCAGGUAAUGAACAAAAUACAGGCAAAGACAAGCCCUGCGGCCAAGAAGAAAUGGGUCAUACCAAGGACAAUACUCCAUAUGAAAAAGAAAAUGAGUCAACCACAGACAAAGAUAUUAGACCACAAAAACCUACCCCUGGAAAGGAGAAAGUUGGACAAGAAGUAGAUUUGGGCAAAGACAUUAGGAAAGAUUUCAGAAAAGAAAAGCCAAAAGACAAAGUAGAAAAUAAGGAUGAUGAUGAUAGCAGCAUUAACACAAUUAGUAAGAAAGAGACAAAUGAGGAUGAAGAUCAUGUUAAACCCCUUGACAAAGACAGACAUGUAGAUAGGGGAGAGAAAGUUGCAAAAAGUCCAAAAGAAGAUUUGGACAUGGACUUUGUAGAUAUUGUGUUGAUUGACAGAAAGUGGGCUAACAAUCAGACUGCAAAGGACAAAAUUGAUGAUGAAGGAACAGACAAAGGGGAAAAAGUUAUUUAUGGACCCAAAUACUCAAUAGUAAGACUGACUAAAGGUGAGAAAGAAAACAAUUUUUAUCAAAUAGACACCAUAAACAUAGGCAAUAACAGUGAAUCUGUCGAAAGCAAUGACAUAGGUUUGAGGACAUUGCCUCGAAAAGAAACUGAAGAAAGCCCAACAGCUACUACUGACAGCACAGCAAUCAUGUCAACAGUGAGCAAAACAACUGAAAGAAUGCUCAUGAUCAAAUCUACAGAUAAGUUCAAAGUGGAUUCAGUGAAUGAACAAAUAACAGAACAGGAUUUACCACUAGAAACAAAAGAAGAAUUUUUACCAAAUACAAAGCCAGAAGGUGAAUCUGGGCAGUUUGUUGAAACUGGGAAUCUCAUCAUCACAGAGGAUAACGGGAGACAAUGUCCCCCACCACCACCGUUGUAUCAUGGUUACUAUGAGCUGGUGCCAGGACUCUUUCCCGAAACAAUGGAGUUCUUCUGUAACCACUCUUAUGCUUUGAGUGGCAAUGCACAGAGGAUGUGUCAGCCUAACGGCACCUGGACUGGCACCCAGCCUGUCUGCAUUAGAGCCUGUCGAGUGCCCAAGGUGUCUGUGCUGGUCAAACAGAGAGUUCUGCCUCCACAAAUUCCAUCCAGGAAAACACCUGUACACAAGUUUUACUCCUCUGUGGUGAACAAUUACUUAAAUAAAGUGCGUCCCACCCAGAACCCUCUUAACCUGCCCCCGCUUCCAAAAGGGUUUCACCACCUCUACACACAUAUUGAGUAUGAGUGUGUGUCGCCUUACUAUGAGCAUUCUGGAAGUGCUCGCAGAACUUGUCUGAAGACAGGAAAGUGGAGUGGCCGUCAUGUCUCCUGUUCACCAAUGUGUGGGAAGCUGCUAAACUUUGAACCCCAGCAACCAGCAGAGACUUACUGGCCCUGGCUGGCUGCCAUCUACCAUUUUCCUGCUACAAGCAAACUAGGAAAGAUCUCGGGUGUAGCUGGGAAAAAAGGUAAAAGCAUGGAGCUAAUGGAAGAAGAGCGUGACUUGGAUGGGUGGCAACUUGUUUGCAGCGGAGCCCUGGUGAACCAGCGCAGUGUGGUAGUAGCUGCCCACUGCGUCACAGAGCUGGGCAAAAUAUAUCCACUCGACACGGCCAAAAUCCGAGUGGUGCUGGGCAAACAGUAUCGCAGCGAUCUGAGAUUCACCAAGGGAUUGCAACAAUUACGGGUAUCUUCUAUCAUGCUGCAUCCAAACUAUGAUCCCCUGGUGCUGGAUUCAGAUGUGGCCAUAUUGAAGCUCCUGGACAAGGCUCGUAUUGGUGAUUAUGUGCUCCCAAUCUGCCUACCAGAUGCUCACGAUAUAGUAGAAGACUCCAGACUAGCAAUAGUAACGGGCUGGUCCCUGAUACCUUACCAGAAGGCUGGAGAUGUUGAGAGAAGUCGUGUGGGCCAUGUGAUGCUAGGUGAUCUUGUUCACUGUGAGCAGCAGUAUGCCAAUCAUGGUGUUCCAAUCAGCAUUUCUGAAAACAUGCUGUGCGGGCGACAGAUCAAUCAGUCGAACAUUUGCCCUGCUGACACUGGAGGGGUUCUGAUCCUCCCGUCCAUCUCCUCAGAGUCCAGUUUCACUCUUCCGCAUGGACAGGUCUCACUGGAAUGGAAGCUUAUAGGGUUGGUCAGUUUUGGAUAUGAUUCAUUAAACUGCAAUCCAGAGCUUUACACAGUGUACACUUAUAUCGCAAAUUUUGUUGAAUUUAUAGAGGGGAAUAUGAAAUAGGCCAUGUGAAAUAGCACAUAUUUGUCAUUCAUAUUGACCAUUUUUUUUCCACACCUUUAAUACUGCCACAUGGGGUUAAUGUACAGGCUAAAAUACACUGGACUAUACAAGAUGUAUACAAAGAUGUAUAGGGCAUGGACUUAAAACCUUACAUUAACCAUUAUAAGGGAAACUGACCUAAAACAGCAUGAACUUCUACCAUUAAUGAAUAGCUUCCUCAAAAGUGCUGGUCCUCAGGUACUCAGGUGAUGUAGAAUUAAUGACUUUCAGCUUGUGAUAGUAUGUUUGCCCAAUAAUCUUUGAAAUGUACAUAAAUUGGUAUGUUUUAUUUUAACAUUGUGAGCAUGACUGUAUAUGGUGUAUAUAUUAUAAAAUUGCUAUAGUCAACCCUAAGAAUCCUAUAGCUGGCUUAUAUAUGGACGUGAGCUAUAAAGGACCUAGACAUGCGUAACAGUUGAGAUAAGACAAGAUGUGUGAAAAUCAACACCACUGGGUGGCAGCAGUUAUUGGAGUCAGACAAAUGAUGGGAUGUGUUUCACAUUACAAACCCAUACAUCAGGAAAAAAAUAUAUUUUGUUUCUAUUUUUAAAUUAAGAGCAAGUGAAACAAUAUUAAUAAGUACUAUAGACCGUACACCCACACCCGCACACUUUAGCUUCACAAAGUAAAAACAAAGAAACGGCUCAUAGCGGCCAUCUCAAAUAGGGCUUUAAAUGAACACAGUCUCUGUCUUUAGUUGCGGGUCUCUCAUCCAUCACUGCUCUGAGCCACUCUCUCUCCUCUGCUGCUCUGGCGAGCCUUAUCAGGUCUGCCAUCUAUAAUGAGAGACAGGUGUUAGGGUAAUUACAGCCCAGGUGACGAGCCUUACCGUUUUCCCUCUCCCGCAGACAGACACAUGACCAUGCCAAAUACCCCCACCUGCCCUCUGCGCAUCCGGUCUGUGGAUCACAUCGAACUUAAAGGGCUGAAGAGCCAGAAACCAACGGGUGAUCCACGCAUUAGUAUCCUUCAUGCAGUGGAGCCACAGCAGAGGGGUAUGAUCGGAACAGAGGGUGAAGGCCCGCCCCAGCAGGUAGUAGGGGAGGGUAAGAACAGCCCACUUAAUCGCAAGACACUCCUUCUCAAUGGUAUUGUACUUUGUCUCCCUGAAGGAGAGCUUGCAAAUAAUAAUCAGUACUGGCCGUUCCUCCCCUCCCACCUCCUAUGAGAGCACUGCCCCCAGCCCCCUGUCAGAUGCAGAAUGUCAGAUCUGUCAGCAGAGUAAAGGGAAGAGAGAAGUCAGGUGCAUUUAACAGCGCUCCCUGGGCAAGCUGUGAUCGCACCGUUUUAUUAACCUGUGGACGCACCUGCCCGUGACCGAAGUGGAACCCCAGAUACAUAACUUCCACCCGCCCAGUUACACAAUUCUUUGGGUUGGCCAUGAGUUCCACCUGCUGCAGCGCUCUCAGGACCGCCCUCAGAUGUUGCAUAUGGGGUGGUCUCAAUAUGGUGGUCUUUAAGGUUUGUGUGACCGUGAAGGGGUAAAACACAUCCACAAAUUCCACUUGCAACUGGUCAAUGUCUGUAAGCUGUGACAGAGAGAGGUGAUUUCCACAGGGGAACGGGGUGAAGGAACUUCGUUUCAGAGUCACCCCCGGGCCGAGCUCCACCCUCUCAAACUACUGUCGCCAAGGUCACUGGCACCCCUCCAUGGUUUGAGGAGGUUGAGGUGGUAGAUUUUAUGUGCUCCUACCUUAUCCGUUUGCCUAACCUCAUAAUCGAGAUCUCCAUCUCGUCGUGUGACCUCAAAGGGUCCUUGCCACUUGGCGAGUAAUUUGGAGCUCGAAGUGGGCAGCAAAAAAAGGAGCUCAGCACCCCUUAAACUUGGAGUAAGAAAUGUUGUUAUUCUAAAAUGUUUGUUCGUCUUUGACAAGGUUAAAAUAAUGUUAAAAAAAAUCUCUGUAGUUUGUGGUUUAAAAUGUAUGUGUUAAGCAGGGGCGAUUCUGGGGUCAGAGCUUUAGGGGUGCUGAGCACUCAAUGAGCCCCACUGCCACCACCCACCCUCUUUUCACACAAAAACAAAAAAUAUGUCUAUAGAAAAAUAACUUUUAUCAUUUUAACAUUGGUUCAACUAACUCCAAAAUCCACAUUUUUUUUUCUUUUUUUUUUGAGACCUUUUCAGAGCACCAGCUUAAUUGUGAGAGUUCACACAGACAGCCCCCUGUAACAAACACAAAACCUUCUUCAAUCAGCUGAUUUUCCUGACCGUUAACUUUAUUUAACCUUUUUGUAUCAACAGUCAUCAGAUUGGUUAGAUUAGAUUCAACUUUAUUGUCACUGAACAAAGUAACAGGUACUUGGACAACUAAAUGUAAUUCAUCUUCUGUAAAUUAUUUACAAAAAAUGGUUCUUGAAAGGCUCUUUUUUUGUGUGCCAAACUGAGUAUGAGGGUAUUGAGACAGCUUUAACUGAUUAGGACCAGUGUCUUUAUCCCCUAAGUCUGAACAGCUCUCUUCUGUCCAUGGUGCUUUGGCUUGGUGGUCUCUAUGUUGCCUCUGUCAAUUCCCUCUCAUCCCUUAUGGACUCUCCCUGUUGUUUUCCUCCUUUAUUAUGAAAAAAUGUGGUGUAAAAUAAUGUUACAAAAAGUAAAUGUAAUAUAGGCUACUUAAUGCCAAUAAGUUAGUAUAGGAGUUGAGUAGUUACUGUUUUGCUUGCCACUAUUUUAUUGUUGUUUCCUCACCUGGUUCUUCCUGCAUGCUCUCCCUUUCCCCUUCUCCAUCUCCCUCUCUUUCCCUUGGCACUGACAAAUCAUACACAAAUAUAUUGUAGGCAGGAGAGUUGAGGUCAGUUUGUCAUGUCACAAAAAUGUUAUGAAGACCAUUUACAGAUUCUAAGGAUAUGAUCAAAAGGCACACAGAGGUGUGCCAUUUUAAAUGUCUUUAUUAGAUUCCUCUUUAAGGAGGGAAUCUAUUGUAAUUGACAGUUAUUAGAUUCCUCCGUAAGGAGGGAAUCUAUUGUAAUUGACAGUUUUAUUAUUAUUAGAUUCCUCCGUAAGGAGGGAAUCUAUUGUAAUUGACAGUUUUAUUAUUAGAUUCCUCCGUAAGGAGGGAAUCUAUUGUAAUUGACAGUAUUAUUAUUAUUAGAUUCAUCUGUAGGAGGGAAUCUAUUGUAUUUGUCAGUAUUAUUAUUAUUAUUAUUAUUAUUAUUAUUAUUAUUAUUAUUCUCCUUGAGCCCCAAUAUCUCAAAGUCACUGGUCAAAAGUUUUCUAAAUUGGCACAUUGAUACUCCAUGCCAACGGGUACCCCCAAACCAAGAAUGGUCUUCAUUCGCACAUAGUUGGCGCUACAGGCCAUGCCCAAAAAAUAUAUUUUCAAAGUGAUACCAUUUCCACGCCAUUUGUCCAAAUCUUCUGAAACUUGGUGUACAUGCCUCAUUUCUCAUGGGGAACAAAAAAGCCUCAAGAACCCAUAACUUCCGCCAUGAUGGAUUUUUCCGUACGUUGAAAAUUUGCGAAAACCUACAAAACUCUUCUUCUCCUGAACCGUAGCUCCAAUUGACUUGAAAUUGGAUACACAUGUGUAGAAUUGAAGUCUUUGAAAACUUAACUUAGGAAAAAUGAAUAUGAAACAAAAUGGAUGAAUGGGGCGUGUUUAUGUAAAUGUCCAAAUUUUAACAAUAUAUACAUGGCAAUAAAUCAAAUGUAAUUUUGACUGAUGGUUUUUCAAAGAUGACAUCACUCUGAAGUACUGCGCAAAGAAUGGACAACCUUC